CUGCCUUUUUGCGCCAUGGGCGUGAGCUCUGUUAUCCAUCCGAAGAACCCUCAUGUUCCAACCAUGCACUUCAACUACAGAUACUUUGAAAUUGAAGAAGCAGAUGGAACUAAACAAUGGUGGUUUGGUGGUGGGACUGACCUCACUCCAACUUACCUGAACGAAGAGGAUGCUGUUCAUUUUCACAAGACUCUGAAGGAAGCCUGUGACAAGCACGAUCUGAAGCUCUAUCCCAAGUACAAGAAAUGGUGUGAUGACUACUUCUAUAUCAAGCACCGUGGCGAGCGAAGGGGGAUUGGAGGCAUAUUCUUUGAUGAUGUGGACUCUCCCUCCAAGGAGGAAGUAUUCCAGUUUGUGAAGAGUUGUGCCAAAGCUGUUGUGCCUUGUUACAUUCCCAUUGUGAAAAAGCACUGCCAUGAUUCCUUCACACCAGAGGAAAAGCUAUGGCAGCAGAUUCGGAGAGGACGGUAUGUAGAGUUUAACUUGAUCUAUGACAGAGGUACAAAGUUUGGCCUCCUGACACCAGGAUCAAGAAUUGAAAGCAUUCUUAUGUCUCUGCCACUGACUGCAAGGUGGGAGUACAUGCACACCCCGCCAGAGAGCUCCAAAGAAGCAGAAAUCCUGGAGGUUCUGCGAAAUCCCAGAGACUGGGUGCACUGACAUGGAUCAUGGACAAGUUGGAUUGCUUACACUGAGCCAUUCUGAGAGAACAGGAACGCCUGCAAACCAGCUUAUCCAAACUGCUGCUCCAUGGUGUUUCAGAGCAUCUGUUUAUACUCUUACCUGAUGCCUUAAUAGCACUGUAAACUUCUUAAAACUUGCAAGUAUGUAAGCUCAUUCUGUAAGACUGAUGGGCUAAUGUUGUCACCCCCUGUUGCUGCUCCCUUGUGAGGGACUGGCAAUGGCCUCACAG
Messenger RNA from Acanthisitta chloris (rifleman), 913 nucleotides. RefSeq names its product coproporphyrinogen oxidase (gene CPOX). The transcript has 5 exons. Gene Ontology annotation, cellular component: mitochondrial intermembrane space; cytoplasm. Gene Ontology annotation, molecular function: coproporphyrinogen oxidase activity. Bases 16 to 660 code for a protein of 214 amino acids. The record is from RefSeq and is a predicted model, not a curated record. Lineage: Eukaryota; Metazoa; Chordata; Aves; Passeriformes; Acanthisittidae.